ACGCACCAGAUGUUUGGCACCGAGAGGCGGGAGGAAGUCGUUUACCCGGGGCCCUGAGUCCCCGCCCCAUCCCAAAAAAACACACCAAAAAACAGGGGCCCCCCUUCGCCAUGGCCCGCACGGUUCCCCCGGUAGCUCCGCCACCGGGGCCGCCGGCCCGGGGUUCGCUCAGCCUUCACCGUGCCUACCUACGGAGCCCGCUGGGGUUGCUACGGCUGGGGCAGCUGGGGCUGGGGGCUGCUUUUUGGGUGACGGUGGCGGCUCACAAGUACGAGGGGGCGGCUCACUUCGCCCUCUUCGCCGCCGUCCUGGUCUGGCUCCUCACCCUGGCUCUCUUCGGGCUCAGCCUUUUGGGGCGCUGGGAGCUGGUCCCCUGGCUGGGUUCCCGUUGGCUCCUCACCAACCUGCUGCACGACCUGGCCCUGGGCGUAGGGCUCUACGCGGCCGCCACCGGCAUCAUGGGCUACAAAGCCGGGAGGAAAAGCUAUUGCAACCUGCCGGGCUACAGCCAGCACUGCCUCUACGGUGCCUACCUGAGUGCCUCCGUCUGCGGGGGCAUGGCCGCCUGCCUGUACCUCUUCUCCGGGCUCUAUUGCCUCUUACGGCGCUGCCGGGACCAGCGUGACAUCGUUUGAGACCCUCCGCGGCGCUCGGCUCCCCUUCUCCUCACCCGCGGAUGGAGCGCAGCAACCCCCCGCCUCGGGGGGGACGAAGUGACCCUGCCGCCCUUAUCUCCUCCUGGCUGACUGCACCACGCUUCCUCCGGAGACUCCUGCACAGACGGAUGGACAGACAGAAGCCUUCUGCAUCCCCUGCAUCCCACUGAGACAGCAUGGACACCCAGCUGCUGCACAGGCCUCUCUCCCACCCCCGGACAGAUGUAGACCGUUGCAAAUGGAAGGACCCCCUAAGAGGGACACCAAUCUCUGGAAGCCCCCCCAGGUCCCCUGCCCAACUUCUCCUGCCCCCGGCUUGGCAGAUGCUGUGUGCUCAGCUGCAUCUUGGGGCCCUUCACUGUCCUGAGACCACGGUGAGGCUGAGGGGAAGGGUGAGCGUGACAGCGUGGCGGUGCUGGGCUUCCACUGGCACGGUGGCCCUGGGGGAGCUGGGGACAGGGACACUGCCCGUCUCGGGGAACAGGAGAAGAGGAUGCUGGCGGAGGAGCCAGCCUGGCCCUGGAUCCACAGCCCGCCAGGUGCCAAGCCCUGAGGACGCCAUGCGGAGACAACUGGAGUAACGGGCAGCCAGACACUGGGAAUUUUUGGAGAAGCACCACACCAGCGCUGCCCUGCCACCAGCCCUCCUCGCCCUGCCUCGGGGCAGGACCUCUCCAUCACAUUGAGUGUGAGGGAGGGUCUGCCCUCAGCCUGUGUUGGCCCAGAUCAGUGGGACGGGUGUCUCCAGGAGCUGGCCAUGGGCUGUGGCUGUCACCUGGGGUUCCCUGGUGCCUUUUUUUACGCUGGAGAGCAGCAGCUGUGAAUCCCCUGGGGCCCAGAAGGGUCUGCGGUUGGCGCCGAGUCACCAGUUCCACCACGAGGUGCUGUCUCAGCCAGUCCCCGCUCGUGCUUGGGGGCCCUGCCAGCUCCCGGGCCAUCUACCCCUUCCCUGGGGAGGUGCUGUCCCUGUCCCCCGUCAGGGCUGGUCCCUGACCCUGCCUGCCCCUGCCUGCUCCAGCGCAGCCCUCUGCCCAGGCUGCCCCAGACGCUCAGCGGGGCUCCUGCCACCACAAGUGCCUUUCCCUGGCUUCCCGCAGCCCUGCCUGUCACGCCGGUUCUGUCCCCUUCCAGCCCCCUCUUCGGUGCCUAUGGAUUCACCUUCCAAAUAAAGCAACGUUG
Messenger RNA from Calidris pugnax (ruff), 1835 nucleotides. It is a transcript of the gene MARVELD1, whose product is annotated as MARVEL domain containing 1. Gene Ontology annotation, cellular component: membrane. The record is from RefSeq and is a predicted model, not a curated record. The transcript has 2 exons. NCBI's taxonomy places the organism in Eukaryota, Metazoa, Chordata, Aves, Charadriiformes, Scolopacidae. Bases 111 to 635 code for a protein of 174 amino acids.